This is a messenger RNA of Colletes gigas, 1271 nucleotides long. It is a transcript of the gene Pex10, whose product is annotated as peroxisome biogenesis factor 10. Bases 346 to 1200 code for a protein of 284 amino acids. Gene Ontology annotation, biological process: protein import into peroxisome matrix. Lineage: Eukaryota; Metazoa; Arthropoda; Insecta; Hymenoptera; Colletidae. The record is from RefSeq and is a predicted model, not a curated record. Gene Ontology annotation, molecular function: zinc ion binding. The transcript is spliced from 3 exons. Gene Ontology annotation, cellular component: peroxisomal membrane.
UGUUCGUGUUGCUGUAUAACGCAAUUUUUGCGGCAUAUUUUAAUUCUUGUGAAAUAUUUGUACGGUUUUAGUUGCUUCUUCGAUUCUCUAUAGGAAGACAAUAAGUAAUAACGUUUAGUGUAAUCGUCACUUAUAAAUUAAUGAAGGAAAAGGCGGUAAAUUUCUUUUUAAUAGUUGAGGUUAUGUUAUCUCGAAGUUAGUUUUUAUCAUUAAUAUGCGUAUGUAUUCUUAAUGUAUUACAUACGGCAAUCGUGAUUUAGUAAUUUGUGCUCGAUUGACUAAAACAGUACGGUUUCACGAUCCAUCAUAAAUGUAACAGGUUCGUUAAAAAAGUGUUCGAUCGAAAUGGAAUUAAAAAAGCAUCGCAAAUUGAAAUGUGCAAGUCAGGUAGAAAUUCUUCGAUCGCAUCAAAGAGACGAUGACUUUGUCAAACAAUUGCGAGAAAAAGUUAUAGAUGUUCUGCAGAUUAUUGGGAGGCAAUCGGGUACCUUGCCCUUUAUUCAUUCCGAUAUACCGUUCAAGCUAAUUUACUUCUUUUUUACAUCGGGAAUGGGAAAUCAAACGCUAGGCGAAGAAUACACGGGAAUAGUGCAAGCCAAUUUAGAGGCUCGCAAAGUUCCAUCAUUACUUGUAAGGAUAAUAGCAGUGAUUUUAGAAUGUUUUGGAGAAAAGGCAUUAUUAAGAAUAUUAAAAAAAUUACAGUUAAGGAUUAAUCAUCCUCAGAGCGAAUUGACUCCUGUGGCUGUCACCUUUCUAAAUUCAUGUAUAUCAAAAAUGUGCAACAUGUUACCUAUCUUUAUAGUUAUUCAUAAGGGGUUAUUUUAUAUGUAUGGCAGGUAUUACAGCUUAGGUAAAAGAUUAACAGGAAUUGAUUAUGCAAAGGUAUCCGGUCAUCGGCCUACUGAUAGUAUCAGUUGGGGAUUAAGGUUAUUGGGAGUUGCUACACUUGCAAACUGUGUAUUAAAAAUCUGGCAAAACAGGUAUAACGAUAGCCAUGACAAUAAAUAUGUGCCAUUGGAUGAGAAACACACUAAAUUAACAUGUCAAUUGUGUCUUGAAAGAGUGCCAACAACUGCUACACCAUGUGGCCACUUGUUUUGUUGGUUUUGUCUUACCGAUUGGUUGAACACUAAACCACAAUGUCCUUUAUGCAGAGAGCAUGUUGUACCUUCCAGGAUUGUACAUGUGAUGAAUUUGUAAUUUUAUAAUAAACAAAGGACAUUAAUCCUUUCUCUUUCAUUUAAAUAAUUAGAGAGUUAAAGGGUAAAUGA